Messenger RNA from Medicago truncatula (barrel medic), 2050 nucleotides. Its product is annotated as transcription factor SRM1. The transcript has 3 exons. Lineage: Eukaryota; Viridiplantae; Streptophyta; Magnoliopsida; Fabales; Fabaceae. Gene Ontology annotation, molecular function: DNA binding. The coding region runs from base 912 to 1784 and encodes 290 amino acids. The record is from RefSeq and is a predicted model, not a curated record.
UUAACAUGAAUGGCUCGCGUUCUUGGGAGAACAAAAGGGGUCUACAUGAAAAUAAUGGAGAAUAAUAUGGACAAAAAUCCAGAACUUGCUUGCUAUAAUGGAGUCAUGUGUUCUAAACGCAAUACUAAAGUUUUAAAGUUCCACACAAUGAUGAAGAGAAAAAAACGUACGUUUUUAAAGUCUCACACCAAUAAAAUUACGGUUCUCAAAACAUUUAAUACAUUAUGAACUAAAUGUAAAUCUUUUUUCUUCACUUCGAAAUUAAGUUGUUUGAUUUUGAAUUGAUAUGAAUACUUUUGAGUGCAAGCUCAUCAUGGUAUUUGCACUAUUUCCUUAGUAAAGCAAACUUGAAAUCCUUUGUUAUUGCACUAUUUCCCACAAUUUCUCUCUUGGUGUUUUCAUCCAAUGUAUAUAUUGUUCAUUGACUAGCUGAGAAUAAUAGGAUCACAUUUUGACUAGGUUUUGAAUAUCCUAUUCAAGUUUAAUGUGGAUUUAAAGAAGUCAGACCAGACGUGCAUUUGAAGAAAUUUACAGCUGUUCCAAACACAACAUUAAUAAUCCGAAAUUCGGUUGAUUAACUAAGAGCGAAAAUUGCUCUAAAUUAUUAAAAUUACCAUUACUAUAAACCCAAUUAUGCAAAAAUAUUUGUUGAAACACCAUAUAUAAAAAGGAGAGAUGAAAUGAAAUUCUUCAAAUCUAAACCGAAUCCAAUCCAAUUAUUAAAAAAACACAUAAACCUAAUCCAUUUUAUUUUGAUGGGCCCCAUUAACUAAAGAUAUAUAAAUAGCAUCAUUUAAAACCCUAAAACAUUCAAACUCACAACUUUUCGAGUCGCAUUCAACUCGUCACUGAGAAACUAGUUUCAAUCGCAAUCAACAGUAACAAAUUCCGACCUAGUAAUUCACAGAAUAAUGGAUGAAGUGGGUAGCAGCUGUGAGUGGAGCAGAGAUCAAGACAAAGCAUUUGAAAAUACAUUGGCGAAUUAUCCCGAGGACGCUGUGGAUCGAUGGGAGAAAAUUGCGGCUGAUGUGCCCGGGAAAACUUUAGAAGAGAUUAAACGUCACUAUGUGGUUUUGUUUGAUGAUAUCAACCACAUUGAAUCUGGUUUUGUGCCUCUGCCAGAUUAUGAUUCUUUUUCAAAGAGCUCAACAACGUGUGCUGGUGAAGGAGGAGCUGUGAAAAAGGGAACUAAGGCUUCGAGUUCUUAUCAAGAACGGCGAAAGGGUGUUCCUUGGACGGAAGAUGAACAUAGGCUAUUUCUUCAAGGCCUGGAGAACCAUGGAUGGGGUGACUGGCGAAGUAUAUCAAGGUACAGUGUGGUGACAAGAACACCUACACAAGUAGCAAGCCAUGCUCAGAAAUACAAAAUUCGUCAGGAUUCAAUGAAAGAGAAGAAAGAAAGAAGGCGAUCCAGCAUACAUGAUGUCACCUUUGUCAAAAAUGGAGACAUUUCAGCACCUCAAGGACCAAUUACCGGUCAAGCAAGCAAUUCUGCUGCAAAUUCUGCUGGACAAUCAGCCGAACAAGCUCCUCCAGUCCCACCUGCUGGAAUCAAAACUCUUGAUAAUCCUCCAUCCCCACCUGCUGGAAUACACGCUGCUCCUAGGAUCGGGCAACCUAUAGGAGGACCAGUUGUAUCUGCAGUUGGUACUACAGUGAAUUUGACUGCUCCCGGAGACAUGGAUUAUGGUCUUGGACCAGUUUCUGAGACAGUUAUGCCAGGGGUACCAAUGAACCUGGGUCCUAUGACAUAUGCCAUGCUACAUACAUAUGCUCAAUCAUGAAGUGGUUAUAAGAGGCGCAGUGUACAUGCAUAGAAAGAACAUUUAGUUUUUAAUUCUUUUUAUAUUCGUACAUUGUUGCUUGUAUCCAAGCUAGAGUUUUUUUGCUCAUUCAAUUAUUUUGAAUAAGACAUGAAUAUUUGACAUCCUUAGCAUAGGACUGCAUUUAAGUAAAAAAUAAUUGUGAAUAUUUAGAUUGUUAUUAAUUAUUUUUACCGAAUGAUUUAAAUUGUUAUUACAGAUAAUCAUAUAAAGCGAUUCGUGAUGUA